GGUCCUCGAGAACGUUAACCGAAUAAAGGAAAGUAGAAAAUCAAAGGUCACCAAGCACAGCUCUUAAAGGGCUAUCGUGCACCUGUGCCGCAGUGCCUGAGUUGAGGAGCUUCGGGACAGUGCUGGCUGAGCUAUAGCACUUGGGCCUGGGGCAAGGAUGGGGCUGCACAACCCCCUAGGAUUCGGCUCUAGUCAGUGAGCAGAGCAGUCACCUGUCUGAUCCCCACCUCUGCCUCGGAGUUGUAGACCUAAGAGCCGGUCCCCAUGGCACAGCCAGAUGCUUCCUGCUCCAGCGUGGAGUCCCGAGCCGCCGCCUCCCGCGAGCUGCUUCUGGCGGCGCUCGAGGACCUGAGCCAGGAACAGCUGAAGCGCUUCCGCCACAAGCUGCGGGACGCGCCGCUGGAGGGCCGCAGCAUCCCGUGGGGGCGGCUAGAGCGCGCAGACGCCGUGGACCUCGCGGAGCAGCUGACCCAAUUCUACGGGCCGGAGCCCGCGCUGGACGUGGCCCGAAAGACCCUGAAGAGGGCGGACAUACGCGAUGUCGCGGCGCGGCUCAAGGAGCAGCGGCUGCAGCGGCUCGGCCCCAGCUCCUCGGCGCUGCUCUCCGUGUCCGAGUACAAAAAGAAGUACCAGGAGCACGUGCUGCAACAGCACGCCAAGGUGAAGGAGAGGAACGCCCGCUCGGUGAAGAUCAACAAGCGCUUCACCAAGCUGCUCAUCGCGCCCGAGAGCGCCGCGCUGAAGAGCGAGGCCCCGGGGCCCGAGGAGGAGCCGCAGCCAGAGCGCGCUCGGCGCUCGGACACCCACACCUUCAACAGCCUGUUCCGCCGCGAUGAGGAGGGCCAGCGGCCGCUGACCGUAGUGCUGCAGGGCCCGGCGGGCAUCGGCAAGACCAUGGCGGCCAAGAAAAUCAUGUACGACUGGGCAUCGGGCAAGCUGUACCACGGCCAGGUGGACUUCGCCUUCUUCGUGCCUUGCCGAGAGAUGCUGGAGCGACCGGGCACGUGGAGCCUGGCCGACCUGAUUCUGGACCAGUGCCCGGACCGCAGCGCGCCGGUGCAGCAGAUGCUAGCGCAGGCGGAUCGGUUGCUCUUUAUCCUGGACGGCGCGGACGAAUUGCCCGCGCCGGGGCCGGCCGGGGCGACACCCUGCGCCGACCCCUUCGAGGCCGCAGGCGGCGCGCGGGUGCUGGGCGGCCUGCUGAGCAAGACGCUGCUACCCAGGGCCCGCCUGCUGGUGACCACGCGCACCGCCGCUCCGGGCAGGCUGCCGGGCCACCAGUUCUCGCCGCAGUGCGCCGAGGUGCGCGGCUUCUCCGACAAGGACAAGAAGAAGUACUUCUACAAGUUCUUCCAGGACGCGAGGAGGGCAGAGCGCGCCUACCGCUUCGUGAAGGAGAACGAGACGCUGUUCGCGCUGUGCUUCGUGCCCUUCGUCUGCUGGAUCGUGUGCACCGUUCUUCACCAGCAGCUGGAGCUUGGCCUGGACCUGUCGCGCACCUCCAAGACCACCACGUCCGUGUACCUGCUUUUCAUCGCCAGCGUCCUGAGCUCGGAUCCCGCCGCAGGGCACAGGAUGCAGGGCGAGCUGCGCAAGCUGUGCCACCUGGCCCGCGAAGGCGUUCUCGGGCGCAGAGGGCAGUUCGCUGAGAAGGAUCUGGAACGACUGGAGCUUCUUGGCUCCCAAGUCCAGACGCCAUUCCUCAAAAAGGUGGAGCUGCCGGGCGUGCUGGCGACCGAGGUCGCCUACCAGUUCAUCGACCACAGCUUCCAGGAAUUCUUCGCUGCUCUGUCCUACCUGCUGGAGGACGAGGGGCCGUCCGGAGCGCCGGCUGGAGGCGUAAGAGAGCUUCUGCAGGGGGACGCGGAGCUGCGCUGUCACCUCGUGCUCACUAGGCGUUUCCUCUUCGGACUGCUGAGCGCGGAACGCAUGCGCGACAUCGAGGGCCACUUCGGCUGCGUGGUUUCCGAGCGCGUGAAGCAGGAUGUCCUGAAGUGGGUGCAGGACCAGGGUCAGGGCCACCCUAGGGUGGCGCCAGAGGGGGCCAAAGAGACGAAGUGCGAAGAGCCGGAGGAGGAGGAGGAGGAGGGCGAGGAGUUCGACCAGCUGCUGGAGCUGCUGUACUGCCUAUACGAAACGCAGGAGGACGCCUUCGUGCGCCAAGCCCUGCGUGGCCUCCCGGAGCUGGCGCUGGAGCGCUUGCGCUUCAGCCGCAUGGACAUGGCGGCCCUGAGCUACUGCAUGCGGUGCUGCCCGGAGGGACAGGCGCUGCGGCUGGUCAGCUGCGGAUUGGCCACGGCGCAGGAGAAGAAGAAGAAAAAGAGCCUGGUGAAGCGACUGCAGAACAGCCUGAGCGGCAGCACCAGUUCUCAAGCCACCAUGAGAAAACCCCAGACCUCCCCACUGCGUCCACUCUGCGAGGCCAUGACCGACCAGCACUGUGGUCUGAAGAGCCUGACGUUGUCCCACUGCAAACUGUCUGACUCUGUCUGCCUGGACCUCUCUGAGGCCCUCAGGGCGGCCCCCAGCCUGACUGAGCUGUGCCUGCUCCAAAAUGGGCUCAGCAACGGGGGCCUGCGUGUGCUGAGCGAGGGCCUGGCCUGGCCCCAGUGCCGGGUGCAGAAACUCAGGAUGGAGCAGCCCGGCCUCCAGGAAGCCCUCCAGUACCUGGUGGGGAUGCUCCGGCAGAGCCCCGCUCUGACCACGCUGGAUCUCAGUGGCUGCCAGCUGUCAGGACCCAUGGUGACCUACCUGUGCGCAGUCCUGCAGUACCCAGGAUGCCACCUGCAGGCCCUCAGUCUGACCUCCGUGGAGCUGAGCGAGCAGUCACUGGAGGAACUGCGGGCUGUGAGGACAGCAAAGCCAGGUCUGGUCAUUACACACCCAGCACUGGACGGCCACCCUGAGCCUCCCAAUGAAUUCUGCAGUGCCCUCUGAGGCCCUGAAGGCCAGGGCAGCCGGGAGGUCUCCGGGCAGCCCUGCGGGGUAGGCCUCCCAGUUCCAAGGGCGGAGGCCCCUGAGGGGCCCUGGACAGACAGGGCUGCUGACCUGGUCCUGGACAGGCCCUCUCCACACCAUGUGUCGCCCACACCCAGAAACAACUCCUCCCCUGGCCUCCACUGCUCCUCCCUCCUGCCCUGGGACCGUGCAGCCAGCCCCUUGCAGACCCCUCCCCCCAGCAACAGUAAUGAUGUGGGGAGCUCCUGGUAACUGAGCACCAACCUUGUACUGGGCAAAGGGUGACACCUUCACUGAUCCCAUCUCCAUCUGCACUAUGGGGCCCCACAGCCCCAUAAUUCUGCCCCUGGCCACAGAGAGGAUCAAGCCGGGGCUGACCCUUGAGCAGAGGUAGGCGGGUCACUGUCCUUCCCCAGUCAUUUGGGGCUUGGCAUCCGGAGGAAGCUGUCCCUGAGGCUGUGGGGUCCAAGCUCAGAGGUGUCCCCUUGCUAAGGUCUUUGGGAGCAGCAGUGGAGGGGGGAGGAGUUGUCCACCAGGGGAGGCUGGAGGUGGCAGCAGUGACGGCAUGGGUGGUGGGCAGCCUGCAUGUGCUGAUAAUAAAUU
Molecule: messenger RNA, 3561 nt
Organism: Rhinolophus ferrumequinum (greater horseshoe bat)
Lineage: Eukaryota; Metazoa; Chordata; Mammalia; Chiroptera; Rhinolophidae
Gene: NLRP6
Product: NLR family pyrin domain containing 6
Exons: 8
Coding region: 265-2937 (890 amino acids)
Biological process (GO): acute inflammatory response; response to bacterium; regulation of inflammatory response
Cellular component (GO): canonical inflammasome complex; cytoplasm
Molecular function (GO): vasopressin receptor activity; peptide binding
Source: RefSeq, a predicted model, not a curated record